Messenger RNA from Anguilla rostrata (American eel), 2892 nucleotides. RefSeq names its product autophagy related 14 (gene atg14). Bases 174 to 1709 code for a protein of 511 amino acids. Lineage: Eukaryota; Metazoa; Chordata; Actinopteri; Anguilliformes; Anguillidae. Gene Ontology annotation, cellular component: extrinsic component of phagophore assembly site membrane; autophagosome; phosphatidylinositol 3-kinase complex, class III. Gene Ontology annotation, biological process: mitophagy; autophagosome assembly; cellular response to starvation. The transcript is spliced from 10 exons. The record is from RefSeq and is a predicted model, not a curated record.
AGAACGCGAGACGGCAGAAGACCGACUGUACUGUCCACCGCCUGUCCACAGAAACACAUUUCCUAUGACCGUAAUUGACUAUAAUACUGAUAGUCUUAAUCUCAAACGAUGAGAAAAGACUGCGCUUAUCCCUGCCUCGGAAUGGCAGUUUACGGAUAAACAUCACCGGUUCAAUGGCCGCCGCCGCGGGGAGCGAAGCCCGUACGACCGGCCCUAGUGAGGGGGCAGUGGGGGGAAAACCAGGGGCACGGCCUCCAAUCCCCCCGUAUACCCUUUCAUCGGCAACUACCACUGCCUCCCCGGGACCUCUGAUGGUGGAAUCGGUGGAUGAUGCAGAGGGGCUGUACGUCGCGGUGGAGCGGUGCCCCCUUUGUAAUACAGCCCGUCGCAGGCUUACUUGUGCCCGCUGUAUUCAGGCAGGCGAUUUCGUUUAUUUUGAUGGUAGAGACCCUGAACGGUACACUGAAAAAUUUGAGAGACUGAAAAAUCUGAAAAAUGAAAAGGAAGACCUACAGCAAAGAGUUAUCAAAGCCAUGGACAGAAAGAUUCAGACUGAUCAGCUUAAGUGGAAGAUCAUGUCGUGCAGGAUGAAAAUCGAGCAGCUGAAAGAGGCCAUCCUCAGUGGGCAGGAGGAGGUGAAGUGUGGUAAGGACCUGCUCCUGCGUUCCCAAGAGGAAGGCCAGAGGCUGCACCGCAGAGCCAACCGGCACCAGGACAAGAAGGAGAAGAUCGAGCGGCACAACCGGCGCCUGGGCGAGCUGCUGGAGAAGAGGGGCCGGGAGCUGCAGGGCCGCCUGGAGCAGCUGGCAGAAAUCCGCCGGGGACACAUCCUGGAGCUCACCACCCACAUCUUCCCCAUGCAGGAGGAGAAGCUGGGCACCAGGGACCCAGCAGAUGUGGUGGCGGAAUGUGACUCUGCCCUGACCUCCAGCACGGUCAGCGAGCUGGCCGAGGCUCGGCGGACCACCUACCUGUCAGGCCGCUGGAUCUGGGACGACCAGAACGGCGAAACCAGCAUCAGCAUCACAGGCCCGCGAGUCACGCUGCCUAGCAACGGGGACUGCUCCGCCUACUACAGCUGGGUGGAGGAGAAGAGAACCAGCCAGGGUCCUGAGCUGGACCAUAUUAAUCCCGCCCACACCAUCAGUACUGCCCUGUGUUACGCCACCCAGCUCGUCACCAUCCUGUCCCAUAUCCUGGAUGUCAACCUUCCCAAGAAACUUUGCAACAGCGAGUUCUGUGGGGAGAAUCUGAGCAGGUACAGGUUCACCCGGGCCAUCACCAAGCUCAACACCAACAUCCUGCACCUCUGCUUCUCCCAGCACGUAGACAGCGAGCUGCUUCAUCCCCACCACACUCUCAGGAACAUCAUGUUUCUGGUUGCCCCCGAUAACAAGAACCUGGGCAGGACGGGCCCGUUCGAGGUCAGCGCCGAUCUGGAGGACUCCAUGGAGUUCGUGGAGCCGGAGGCGGCGGGGCCGGCCGAGGAGAGCGGGGACGAGGCGGUGUCCGACGAGGAGACGGACCUGGGCACCGACUGGGAGACGGUCCCCAGCCCGCGCUUCUGCGACAUCCCCUCCCAGCCCAUGGAGCUGUCCCAGAGCGCCGCCCUGCAGGCCUCGCAGCCCGGCGCCAACGCGGGGGGCAUGAUCUCCUCCGCCGCGGCGUCCGUCACCUCCUGGUUCCGCGCCUACACCGGCCAGCGCUGAGGGGCCUCCUGCACCCCGGCCAGCCCGCCAUUCAUAAAGGGAGCUCCGUGCGGGCAGGUGCAUGUCUGUAUGCGUGUGGGGGACUCGGGCUUGGAAGUCUCUCUUUUUAUAUAAAGGCUGUUCUUUUAAAAUAGUUCUGAUUUCUGCAGAUGGUUAUUACACACUUGAAUUUUUUCCUGGAUUAAAAGAGAAUGAAACAAAAUGGGACACCGUUGUGUGUAAAUGACAGUUGUUGGUGCUGCAGGGGCCACCCUUGGUCUGGAACUUGAGGUGGAGAUGGUUUUGUGUCAUUGGGGGGAGGAGUCAUCUUGCAAGGUGCUUGCGAUAUGUUCCUGUUUGUCAACCUGAAAUUUCUUUGUUCUUUUCAGAAGAUGAAAAUGACUCACAACAUUCAUAUUAUCUUUUUAAAAUUUUUUUUUUUUACUACACUUUCCGGAAAGCCUGUUGUCUGUGUGCAUGCUUCUGCAAGAGGGACAGGACAUAGGGAUGACACACCUGACAAUUAGACAAAGCCUGCGAGGUGAUGUUCGUAGCACACUCAGAUGGCGUGCCUCCCAAGAGAAGGGGGCAUUGUGGAGCAAAAUGGAAUUUUUUAAAUUAAGAGUCCAUUUUAUUUUCUGUGUGCUGUUAGUUUAUCAUGGAUAACUACUACUGACCUACUACGGUAUGGCAACCAUGAGUGAGAUAGGUUUUCAGGAAAGACCCCCCCCCCACCACCACCACCACAGCAGCUGGUAGAAAUGCUGAAAUGCUAACCUCCAAACACUGACAAUGACAUCUGGAUUACUGUUGGACGCAGCCUGUCUGGACCCCCUGACACAUUUUUAGGUCGUUUUAGGUUUUUUUUUUUUUUUUCUCUGUGUGUCUUCUACUGCUGAGGAAUUUUUAAACUGAAGUAUUUGACAACUGUGACCUUAUGCAGAUUUCACUCAUGGUUUCACAAGCAAUACUUUGGAUGGGACGUUAAGAUUUGAAAGGCCGCUUGCGUGCAUGUCACAGAGGUAACUGCAGCUUGUGUGUAGAGGAGCCGAGCGAUACAAGCGGACUAACUGUAUUCCCCAUCUAAUGGAUGUUGAUAUAAAUGGAAAUGUUAUUUACAACGUUUCCAGAAAAUGGGUGAUUUUGACAUUGUAUAGUUCUUAUACAAUUUAUCUGCUGCCAUAAAAUGUCUGAUUUGAAUGUG